Caenorhabditis briggsae is the source of this 390-nucleotide messenger RNA. The transcript has 4 exons. The coding region runs from base 1 to 390 and encodes 129 amino acids. The record is from RefSeq and is a predicted model, not a curated record. Lineage: Eukaryota; Metazoa; Nematoda; Chromadorea; Rhabditida; Rhabditidae. Gene Ontology annotation, molecular function: carbon-sulfur lyase activity.
AUGUCAGAAGUUCAACACUUUGGAAGUUGUCAUUGUGGGGCGGUGAAGUGGACGUUUACAGGACCUGAAGUUCUGGAUGGGUGUCGUUGCAAUUGCACGGUUUGUAACAAAAAGCAAAACCAGCAUUGCAUUAUCAAAUUGGACAGAUUUAAACUUUUGGAGGGUGAGGACAAAAUCACCACAUACCGUUUCAACACUGGUGUUGCUCAACAUAAAUUCUGCUCCAUUUGUGGAGUUCAAAGUUUCUAUCAUCCUCGAUCGAACCCUGAUGCCGUUGCUAUCAUGCCGCACUGUAUCGAUGGAAACACUCUCAAAGAUGUCAAUUGGACCUACUUUGAUGGGCAGGAAUGGGAAAAGGCUAUGGAGAAAAAGUCACCAGCUGCUCAGUAA